AUGGUUAGAGUUCAUUCUCUAUUAUCUUUGUCAUUGGCAAUCCUAGUUUCUCUCCUGUAUUCCACAACCACUACUUUAUCUCAAUUAUCACCUGCUAAUGCUCCUAUACAACCUACACUUCCAGCUCCAACCCAACCAGCUGCAGCCCCUAAACCAUUGGUACCUUCCUUACCAGACUCACCUAGUGACUCCACACCUGACACUGCAGGCGUCGUUGACAUUGUCGGAAUCCUAAGAAAGGCUAAAUCAUUCAAUGUCUUAAUCCGACUCAUGAAAACAACUCAAUUGAUCAACCAACUCAAUUCACAACUAUUGACUAUAAAAACAGGCGGAUUAACUAUUCUUGCACCGGAUGACAGUGCGUUCUCAGAACUCAAAGCAGGAUUCCUCAACUCUCUUUCCGGUGGACAGAAACUCGAGCUCUUACAGUUCCACGUUAUUUCCGACUAUGUUUCAAGCUCUAAUUUUGAUAUUUUAACCAACCCUGUGAGAACGCUUGCGGGAGCUAAACCAGGAAAGGUGGAACUGAAUGUUGUGAGUUACGGUGGGAGUGUGAACAUAUCAACAGGGGAAGUGAACACUACAAUCAAUGGCAUUAUAUAUACUGAUAAGCAUCUUGCUAUUUAUAAGGUUGGCAAAGUGCUUCUCCCAAUGGAGUUCUUUUCCGUUGCUAAGGCACCUGCAAAAGGACCAUCUUUGGCACCAGAACCUUCAACUGAUACAGCAAUGUCGCCUAAACCUGAUAAAGAUAUAUCCUCAGACUCGUCGCAGGUAGUUAAUCCGAAAGAACAGAACUCUGGCUCUGUGAAGAUUGUGUUUGGAAAGUGCGUGUCUUUUGGGUUUAUAAUAACUAUGGUAGCAAUGAUGCAAACUUGA
Messenger RNA from Lathyrus sativus (Indian pea), 876 nucleotides. Lineage: Eukaryota; Viridiplantae; Streptophyta; Magnoliopsida; Fabales; Fabaceae. The record is from the annotation of a GenBank genome assembly.